Eruca vesicaria subsp. sativa (arugula) is the source of this 1638-nucleotide messenger RNA. Lineage: Eukaryota; Viridiplantae; Streptophyta; Magnoliopsida; Brassicales; Brassicaceae. The record is from the annotation of a GenBank genome assembly.
CGAUUCUUCUUCUUCCGCAUUUUUCUUCUUCUUCUCGAUUCCGACCCAACAUCGUCGCCGUCACGAUUCUGCUCCGAUUCAGCUCCGAUUAUCGAAUUGAGUUCUGAUUACUCAAACCCACCAUUUGUUUCUUCGUAAUCGCUAUCAAAGUUCUCUCCUUUAUUCCUUUCUAAUUCAAGACCCUGAAUCUCACCUAUCAAUCUCCGUCUUCUUCGGAAAAUUCCAAGACUUGGGUCUCGCAAAGAUACUUAUUCCGACGAAGAAACUCGUCAAAAGAUCCAAUUUUGGUAACAAAAGUCUUGAUUUUUUUAUCGGAUGGACGUAAUUAGGGUUUGCGCGGAGGUUCCGAAAUCGACAUCUCUCACGGAGUCUACAUCUCGGACGGAGACCAUUAAUGGGUCCCACGAGUUCAAGAUCAGCGGAUACUCUUUAGCGAAAGGGAUGGGGAUAGGCAAAUACGUGGCGUCGGAUACGUUCAUGGUUGGUGGAUACUCGUGGGCGGUUUACUUUUAUCCAGAUGGGAAGAGUCCUGAGGAUAAUUCUCUGUACGUGUCUCUCUUUAUUGCGCUCGCUAGCGAAGGAGCUGAUGUUAGGGCUUUGUUUGAGUUGACGUUAGUUGAUCAGAGUGGUAAUGAAAGGCAUAAGGUUCAUAGUCAUUUCGGUAGGACUCCUGAGAGUGGUCCUUAUAGUCUUAAGUACAGAGGAAGUAUGUGGGGUUAUAAGCGGUUUUUCAAGAGGACGCUGCUUGAGUCAUCUGAUUAUCUGAAGGAUAAUUGUCUGUUGGUUCGGUGUUGUGUUGGUGUGGUGAAGUCACACACAGAGGGACCGAGGAGUUAUAAUAUCCCUGUGCCGGUUUCUGACUUGGGUUAUCAGUUUGGGAAGCUUUUGGAAAGUGGGAGAGGAGCUGAUGUUACUUUACGUGUUGAUGGAGAAACGUUUCUUGCUCAUAAAGUGGUUCUUGCAGCUCGGUCUCGUGUUUUUAGAGCGCAACUUUUUGGACCGUUGAGAAACCAUGAUACCAAACGCAUAGACAUAGAUGACAUGGAAGCUCCCAUUUUCAAGGUACUUUCUAUUUGCAUAUCUCUCUGGUUCAUUCUAGAAAUCUCUGCAUUGUUUUGUUAUGUUGAUACAAUUUUUUUUGUUUUCCUUUUUGUUAUGUUGUGCUUGGGUUUGCAGGUGUUCCUCCAUUUUAUCUACUGGGAUGAAUUGCCUGAUAUGGAAGAUUUAAUGGGUGGCACAGACUUGAAAUGGGCAUCGACACUUGUGGCUCAGCAUCUGCUUGCGGCUGCAGACCGUUAUGCUCUUGAGAGGCUUAAAACAAUCUGCGAGUCAAAACUCUGUGAAGGAAUCAGUAUAAAUACGGUUGCAACCACCUUGGCUUUGGCAGAGCAGCAUCAUUGUUUCCAGCUCAAAGCUGCAUGCCUCAAAUUCAUAGCUUUGCCAGCAAACCUGAAAGCUGUGAUGGAAACGGAUGGGUUUGAUUAUUUGAAGGAAAGCUGUCCAUGCUUACUAAGUGAGCUUCUGGAGUAUGUGGCUAGGCUGAGUGAGCAUUCUUUAGCAUCAUCUGGGAAUCGGAAAGAGUUUUAUCCUGAUGGUUGUGAUCUGAAUGGGAGACGAGUGAAGCAGAGGCUACACUAA